Molecule: messenger RNA, 156 nt
Organism: Dictyostelium purpureum
Lineage: Eukaryota; Evosea; Eumycetozoa; Dictyosteliales; Dictyosteliaceae
Exons: 1
Coding region: 1-156 (51 amino acids)
Source: RefSeq, a predicted model, not a curated record
AUGGCAGAAAUAGAGGAAGAUAUAAUUAAAAUGACAGAAAUAGAAGAAGAUAGAAUAACAAAAAAGAAAAGAUUAAACUCGCAAAAUAAACCACAACUUUAUGCAUCAAAUAUUAUUUAUGGGGGUAGAGUAUUGUUAUCAGAUAAAUUCGUUUAA